Closterium sp. NIES-67 is the source of this 1144-nucleotide messenger RNA. NCBI's taxonomy places the organism in Eukaryota, Viridiplantae, Streptophyta, Zygnematophyceae, Desmidiales, Closteriaceae. The record is from the annotation of a GenBank genome assembly.
CGGAUGAGGAUAGACGAUCAUUGCUAAAUCCAACAGUUGACUUCGUUGGUGGCAUUGCUGGAGAUACUUGUUCUGAGAAGAGGACUCUAAACUAAAACAGCUCUUCUAGGUUGUGCUCGUCAUCAUGGCGACCUUACUAUUCCGACCUUCCAUGAUUUUUUUAGCAGCUUCUAGGAUAAGCUUUCAAUGCAUUAAGUCCAGCAGUUGCAUUUCCAGGCAUGGCACACACACAACACGACUUCAGGCUCCGUCUCGAUCUGUCAGAACCGUGCCGAGGAGAAGCACUGGCGCGCGUGCGUCUUUUUGCGACGGAAGCGACAAAGUGGUAGCAAGAGAGGGAGACAUGGUGAAUGUGAAGUUCGUAUGCAAGACCCUGGAUGGUGAGGUGCUUCAUGCGUCUGGCGAUGAUGAGGUGUUGACAUUUGAAGUUGGUGCUGGAAACUUUGUUGGAAAUCCUCUUUUCAAGGGUUUUGAUGAGGCGGUGAAGGGUCUGACAGUUGGCCAAAGCCGCACAAUACAGUCAGCACCGAUGGCAAAGACGGAUGACAUGAUCUUCCGAGUGCCCAAGGACCAUGAGGAGAUCCAGAGACUCACUCAAGAGCAGGGAGGGGAGCUCAAACCGGGAGCUGUUGUUGUGCUGGCCAAUGGCGGACCGGCCGAGAUUCUAGAGGCUGGUGACGAUUAUGUUGUGAUUGAUGCAAACCCUCCUCUGGCCGAGCAAACAAUCGAAUUUGAAGUGGAGCUUGUCUCCAUUGGGGAUUCGCAGUGAGCACAGCAUGGCCGAUGCAGUGCUAUACCUAGAUACCUUGUAGGAAGUGCAGGGCGCCUGUACUAUCCUCCAUCUUGCUGAGGCAGUUACACCUACCUACCAUUCCAAGAAGUUUCAUGAUAAAUGCAUGGGACCGAGUAAUAUUUUGAAGGGUGCAUUCAUCCAUCAGCAUGGACACAGGUCUGUUGGCAAUCCUCUUUCCCGUUUCUUCUGGCAUUUAGAUUGUUUCCCUGUAUAAAAGUCAGGACUAGCUCUAGCACCUUCUUGAACUGCAAUAUUAGUACCGGUAUUGUGAAAGCUUGCUUAGGUCCUCUUGUAAAGGCAGCGUGCUUCAUUUCUUCUGGGGCAGCGUGUUAAAAUUAUAUAUUGUGUUAU